CACUGGCUAUGGCCGGAAUUGGGUAGUUCGUUAUACAUGUUGAUACAUGCUUUGUGAGGCGUUUUGUACGGCGUAGUGAAAAAUAACGGUGUAUUUUGCGGCUUAAAAACGUCCACUGCUUUUUCGCCGUUAUACAAGUAAAACGUGUUUUGUUUGAGGAGAAUUUAGACCACGUUGGCUUUCCAUUACCAGCGGUAUUCGCAGUUGUUCUGUCACUUGGAUGUUCGUGGUUUGGGUAGAACUCAGUCGGCUUCUCUCUUCUGCCAAAUAAUGCAAGAUGUGGCGAAAUGAGGCGGUAGCUGUGAUUUGGCAAACGGGCAACGGAACCCACUGGGUCUCCGGCACGAGCAACGGCACGUUGUUGGUGAAAACCUCCGUGUCAGUCACGAACUGGUCGAGGGGGAGUUACGAGGGACUGGAGCAGCCACUGAAGUGCCUGUCCUCUGCGAAGAUCUUUUUCUCCAUGUCCAUGUGGCUGGCUGGGGUUGACGUCAAUGAAUACUGUCAUCAUAAGCAGCAUGCUAAUGGGUCCAUCACCUUCUUUCUGAACAACGUGUCCAGCUGUGAUGAGUACAGCUGGCUCAGUGAUGGCACUGUGGUUGCUACUGACGACAAUGGUAACACCUCAUUAGUGCAGCACUGGGAAUGUUUUAAUAUCAUCUUCAAAACCUGCCAGCCUAAUGUGACUUUCAAAACUUCAUGUACUGUGAACAUCAUCUCCUGUCCAUAUGACUGCCCCACAGAGUCAGGCAAUGCAAACUUGCAUUUGAACACUACUACACUUGGACCUCAGAAAUAUGGAGGCUUUGGUGUUUGGAGCAUUGUUGCCGUUGCCGUCGCCAUCGCCAUCGCCAUCGCCAUCGCCAUCGCCAUCGCCGUGGUCUUCAUCCUGUGGACCAGGAAGAAAAGAGUAAGAGUCACUCUCACAGCCCUCACUCAUUCUGCUCAUUCACUGGAGUGAGAGUCACUCUCUGAUCUUACUCAGUCACGCUCACGAGUGUCUCUGAUUUCCCUGGCUUCCUGAUCACUUCUGUGUUUUCCAGCUUUCAUUUGUUUCCAUGGUUCCCUGUCUCCUGCCCUUUAUCGCCAGCUGUUCCUAGUUUGUCCCUAAUUGUGGUCCUGUUUAAACCUUGUUCCUGCAUCUCAUGUUUGCUGGUCAUUGUCUAUGUUUAUGUCGACGUCUAUGCCAUUUUCUCACUCUGCCUCACUGGCUUCUGGUUAUGCUGUACUUGUUCUCUGUGAACCAAGUUAAGUUACUCUCUCUGUUUACACUCGCCUUUCUCCUGUUGUUUAGUUAUCUCUCGUUUAAUUCCUACACGCUUUCUACCGGUACUCCAGUUUACACUGCCCUCUCUGUCUGUAUUGCCCUCCCAGUUCAUGUUCGUUAAGUUUAUUCUGUUCUCCUGUCUGCUGUACGUUAUCUCGGUGCUUUCAUCUGCAUUGCUUUCCUGGUCCGUUAUCGCCAGAUUUGUCUAAUUUCAUUCAUCAUCACUUCACUCCCUUUUAGGUUUCUGUUCCCUUGUUCAGUCAUGCAAGCAUUGUUUGGUUUUCCUUUUAAAUCUGUUACCUGUAUUUUAGUCUUGGUUAUUGUUUACCUAGUUAACUUAGCCCAGUUGUUUGUACUCCCCUUGUUUUUCUACCCUGUUUAUCUUAGUUUCAUCCUUCGUUGUUGUCCCGUAAGUCUUCCCUUAAUAUAUAGUUCCCUUAUUUAGUGCUCAUCCUCAUUCUGAUGAAGAAAGCGCUCUGUGAGCACCUGUUUACGUCAUGUUUACAUGCCUCGCGUGGGCUAAGCUGAGCCGUGAGGGUGAGAAGCUGCACACAAGCCCUGGUGGGACCUGGUUAAGCUGUUAUGGAUGCACUACAGUGGAUCAUCAGAGGACAAGCGGCAAACAAAGCAACCACAGUAGAGAAUAAUAUUCUGUUUGUGUGGGCAUCAUUGAAAUUUGAACGUCUACUUGCACUAGAGUAACUGUGACAUGUGCCUUUAACACUGGCAUGGCCAAAAUUGUCAUUAUGAUUGUAUACAUUAUUAGAUGCCACCUUGUCCUCUCUUUUUCUCCACUCUUCUAGUCCAAUGUUGCCUUGACAAGGAUUAGCCUAUACGCAUCCUCUGGUUUAACUCAGGAAAACAUUGGUUAAGACAUAGAUUUACAAACUAGAACUGCACUGCCUGAAAUUUCUUGAGACAUGUAUUAUGUUGACGUGUUAAUUUUUUAUUGUCUGUUGUGUGUUAUAUAAAAAAUAAGCAAACAAAAAUCAAAUUGUAAUGACUAUAAUCAUGCAAAUGUGUAUUAAGCAAUUACUUUUGUACAACAAACACCACUCAACUGUAGUGUUUUUUAAAGUUUUGUAAUAACAAUCUGAGAGUUAUUAAACUCAAAAUGCAUUCCUGCA
Electrophorus electricus (electric eel) is the source of this 2394-nucleotide messenger RNA. RefSeq lists its product as uncharacterized. NCBI's taxonomy places the organism in Eukaryota, Metazoa, Chordata, Actinopteri, Gymnotiformes, Gymnotidae. The record is from RefSeq and is a predicted model, not a curated record.